CGGCGGGGCCGGAAGGCGCUGCCCUGCCCGCAUGGCCGCGGGUGGCACCGCGGAGCUGUGCGGCGCCGAGCGCGGCCCCGGGGCCUCGCAGCGCCGCGGCAUGAGGAGGGACGGAGCCGGGGACCCCUUCUGGCCCAGGAGGGAAGACCAAAGCACCCAGAAGAGAAAUCUAUGGCCAAAGGCUGCACACAAAGCCCUGGGCAGAUCCAGCAGUCAACGUGGAGAUGCUUCGGGUGGUGCCUCCAGGAGAGAAACGGAGCACAGAGAAGUCAGUGUGUCCUGGGAAGGAAAUGGCUCCUGAAACCACUCUGCAUCUCCCAGCCUCUGGCUACACCUGAAGACAAGGGAUUAUUACAGCAGUUUCUUUAAGCUCCGCAGAUAAAAGGGCUUGUACCACUGGCCACAUGCUGGCCUCCAGUCGCCUGACUGCGCUCUUUGCCCGGAGCCAGAGGUCACGUUGUUUUUCUGAGCUCUGUGCCCCGCUCUUUUGUCAACACGAUGCUGUGGCUUUAGUUGCAUUUUUUUUUUGGUGGUUGGGUUUUUUUGUUAUACAAGUUCCUCACCCUGAAUUUAAGCACGUAUUUCAUUUCUGGAUGAUCCGUGUAUGUCCUUAGAUCAGUGUGCAAAGCAUGCAUGUGCUUUAUUAUUACAUUUUCCCACCUCCUCCACCUGGACUAAACAACUAUUUCCAGCUCAUGAGAGCUGCUGAAAUCUAAUUUCAUCUCUGCUUUUGCCGAAAGCAAGAAAUGAAGAGAGGGAAUAAACUGAGAGCUGCGCUCGCUGAACACCACUUUGUUGCCAUCUGUGGCUCUGCGGAAGAAGUUUGUGCACAGGAGGCUAACAGGAAAUCAGCAGCUUUCCCAGUAAAAAAGCCCUGUGUCCUCCGUGCUGCUCUAGCUGGCUGCAAGCUGGCAGAUUGGAAAAAAAAGACUCCUCUAAACCCAAAACUACUUUUGACAGCAAGAAAUCACCAGCUUUGAGCCGGGCUGCAGCACGACAAAGUCAGCUUGAGGAGGGGGAAAAAAAAGGGCUCUCUUGACAAGCCUUAGAUUUUCAAUGGUAGGAGAAAUUGUUAAGAAAAACAAAGAGAGAGAAGUGAGAGGAUUGUCAAAGCAGGUUAAAAAUAACUACCUGGGUAUUAUCUCCUCACACAGGAGUGUCUGCACGACUGCUGUGUCGCACCACGUCAGUCAGGCUGUAAUUGUGGUGAUUACUGUAAAUUAAAGCAGGAGGCAGGUAAGCAGGGACAGAAGUUUGUUUGUAAGGGAAAAUGAUGCUCCGAUGGGGCUGGGAAUCGGUCACGAGGACAAAAAUGCCCCCGCUCUGCAGCUGGUGGCCCCAUGGCAUGGCUGGGAGUUUGGUGCCCCUCCGUGGUCCCCAUCCUUCUCCUCCUGGGGUUCUUGCAGGGAUGGGUGCGUGCCUGCAGCGGGUGGCUGGGAUGAACGAGUGGCUCCAGCGCACCUAUCCUCUGUGCAUCUCCCACAGAGCCGCUUUGGGUCCCUGUCUGCAGGGGGAAACUGAGCCAGAAGGCUUCUGCCCCUUCCAGUUCCAGCUCUGGGCAGCACCCACGAGCACUGGCAACGGCUUCCAUCCAAAAGCUGUUUGCUGGGGCAGACCGGUGGUGGCUUGCACAGCUCUCUUACCACCCAAAAAAACACCUGGCACUCCUGGCUCGUGUCUGGAAGGUGGCACGGAGCUGUAAUCUAACUGAUAGCCUCAGCGCCAGUGAGUCCAUUUUAUCAGCGACCUGCAGUGUCUGCAAACACGACUGCAGACCGAGAGAAAGGAGCAAGGCAAGGCAAGAGAAAUAAAGUUGAAUCAAUAUUUGCUCUGUGGCACCUACUGGAGAAAUUCCUCCAGCAGGAAAACACCCUGCUAAUAAAGAUACCCUGUGCUGCUGGCACCGCUUCCACCGCGGGAUGUCCCAGGACUCCUUAAAAAUCAAUAUUAAACACCCUGCCCUAGGCUGGGGACGUGUUCUUGGUGGGAUCCAGGUCCCAGGUGAAGCACUGGAUGCUUCGAAGCAAAGCCUUGACCGUGACCACCCAGCGCUCGGGGCGGUGUUUGGGGGGGCUCACCAGACAGGGCUGCUCAAACACAAGGCUGCUGCCAUCCAAAAAACCACCCAGGAACAGUCAUUAGGACUCAAUUAUAGUUCUCGGUGCUAAUUAUAGCCCGUCUGGGUGGUGGUUGGAGGCUUACGAAAUAGGAUGUGUUUUCUAGCUGCACAGCUGCGAGGAGGGUGCCGGCGGCGCGAGGAAGGGGACGCACCUGCAGGCGCCUGCUCCCCGCGAGAAGGAGGAAGGUGUGAUGGGCGAGGAGAGCACGGCUGGGCGGCGAGGAGCUGCUGCAGUCCUGCAACAACUGCUUGAGUCAGCGGGGUGGCUGCGGGCAGGCCGGGGAGCUUCACCCCGUGAUGUUUUCAGAGGUGGCUGCCCCUCUCGCCACGGUUUCUGCCCCGUGCAGCUGGGGCGCAGCUGAGAAGCUCAGUCUGCGUGACGGCACCGCCACCUGCGACUUCCUUCUGCUUGGGUUUAGAUGUGCCUGCCUCUGACUCAGUUGGGUUAUCACCAGCUCAGGCCCACGUGCCGCGUGUGGAUGGCGAUGCUGCUGCUGGGGACGUGCCUGCUGUACUGCGCCCGCGUCACCGUGCCCAUCUGCGCCGUCACCCUGAGCGCUCACUUCGGCUGGGACAAGAAGCAGUCGGGCGUCGUGCUCAGCAGUUUCUUCUGGGGCUACUGCUUGACACAGAUCAUCGGAGGACAUAUCAGUGACCAAAUAGGAGGUGAGAAAGUCCUCCUCCUCUCGGCGUCAGCCUGGGGCUUCCUGACGGUCAUCACCCCGCUGCUCACACACAUCUCUUCUGCCCAUCUUGUCUUCAUGACCUGCUCCAGGUUCCUCAUGGGGCUGCUGCAAGGGGUCUACUUCCCAUCGCUGGCCAGCCUGCUGUCCCAGAGGGUCCGGGAGAGCGAGCGAGCCUUCACGUACAGCACGGUGGGGACCGGCUCGCAGUUCGGGACGCUGGUGAUCGGUGGUGCAGGAUCUCUGCUCCUGGACUGGUACGGCUGGGAGAGCGUCUUCUACUUCUCCGGCUUGCUCACGUUGCUCUGGGUUUACUGCACCUGCAAGUACCUGCUGACAGAGAAAGAACUCACCAUCCCCAUAGAAUAUUUAACGAGAGGCCUGUCGAUGUCCAAGCAGAGCAAAGUGCCCUGGAAGCAGCUGUUUACGAAGGCACCCAUAUGGGCUGUCAUCAUCGCUCAGCUUUCUACAUCCAGCACAUUUUUCACUCUCCUCUCCUGGCUGCCGACUUUCUUUAAGGAAACUUUCCCCGAGUCAAAGGGUUGGGUGUUUAACGUAGUCCCCUGGCUGGUUGCAAUUCCAACGAGCUUGUUCAGUGGAUUUCUGUCUGAUCAUUUAAUUAACCAGGGGUACAAAACCAUCACCGUUCGUAAGCUCAUGCAGGUCAUCGGCUCCGGUGUCUCCAGCAUUUUUGCUCUGUGCCUGGGCCAGACAUCCAGCUUUUGCAAAGCCAUAGUGUUCGCCUCGGCCUCGGUUGGACUCCAGACCUUUAACCACAGUGGCAUUUCAGUAAACGUGCAAGAUUUGGCCCCCUCCUGUGCUGGCUUGGUGUUCGGUGUUGGAAAUACAGGUGGAGCCCUCCUAGGAGUCAUCUGUGUGUACUUGGCUGGCUACCUGAUCGAAACGACGGGCUCCUGGACUUCUGUCUUCAACCUGGUGGCUGCUGUCAACAGCAUCGGGCUCUGUGCAUUCCUGGUGUUUGGAGAGGCCCAGCGGGUGGACACGGACUCUGCGUACAUUGACCUGUAGAGAGGAGUCCAGCAAGCAGAAGAAGGAUAGGGGAGCAUCACGUCUACGUGUCAUUGUUGCACAAGUGCCAAAGAAUAUUAUUCUUUGCAGGUAUUUAACAAAAAAUACUGAGACCAAGUACUUAGUGGGUCUGAAUGAAACCCACACCAAAAAGACUUCUAGAGUUCAUUUUUUUUUUUGCUCAGGGCAUGGCUGAUGGCCUGUAGAGCCAUCCAGCUCAACGUCUCCAGUGAGAUUUUGGCCUUGGUUUGCCCCAGUCUGCUUCCAGUGGACAAACACCCAGGUGGGCUGCCCUGCUCGGUGGGGCUGCACUUUGCACUCCCAGCUUAUCGAUGGAGCUGCUUCGCCGUGCGGGGCGUCGCUCCCUCCAUGCUCUGCCUCCCUGUGAUCGCAUGGAGGAUUGCCAGCCCUGGGACCGCCGCUCAACACAUUUUGUCUGAACUAAAGGAAAGGAAGAACCCCAAAGAAUGUACCUCUGACCUUAACUGUCCUUUGCGUGCCUUCGUUUUGCAGCCCGCUUGGCAGGUACAGCCCGGCUGCACAAGGGAGUGGGUUGUGAGACGAAUCCAAGGCUUCCCUUCAGGGCAAGUGAGGAUGUCUGGCUGGGUGUCUGCUUGGGCAGGACAUUGCAUGCAUUCUGCAGACUACACCAGACCGCUCACAGCAGCCCAAGGGC
Molecule: messenger RNA, 4507 nt
Organism: Oxyura jamaicensis (ruddy duck)
Lineage: Eukaryota; Metazoa; Chordata; Aves; Anseriformes; Anatidae
Gene: SLC17A9
Product: solute carrier family 17 member 9
Exons: 14
Coding region: 2539-3831 (430 amino acids)
Biological process (GO): transmembrane transport
Cellular component (GO): membrane
Molecular function (GO): transmembrane transporter activity
Source: RefSeq, a predicted model, not a curated record